Molecule: messenger RNA, 2013 nt
Organism: Trichomycterus rosablanca
Lineage: Eukaryota; Metazoa; Chordata; Actinopteri; Siluriformes; Trichomycteridae
Gene: polr3c
Product: polymerase (RNA) III (DNA directed) polypeptide C
Exons: 15
Coding region: 92-1702 (536 amino acids)
Biological process (GO): DNA-templated transcription
Cellular component (GO): RNA polymerase III complex
Molecular function (GO): single-stranded DNA binding
Source: RefSeq, a predicted model, not a curated record
GACUGUAUAUAUGAGAAGCCAUGUGAGAGUUAACGUGGAAGUGUUCAGAUCUACAGACACCGUAUAGAAAUACACACAGUAACGUUUUGAGAUGACAGCGCAGGAGGUGCGGCUGUGUUCUCUCCUCCUCAGAGAACACUUUGGUGAAGUGGUGGAGAAGGUUGGCGUUCACCUGCUGCGUAGUGGAGCUCUCAAUUUGCGAGUCCUGGCUCAUGAAACCAGCCUUUCCCUUGACCUGGUGAAGAAAAGUCUGUGUGUGCUGCUGCAGCAUGGCAUGUGUGCGUAUGGACCGGGUCGUCGGGGUCCUGGCGGCCCUACCGAGUAUAGGACUAAGUGUGAGCGAAUCCUCUACAUGCUCCGCUACCCACGCUACAUCUACACCGCCAAGAGUCUGUACGGGGACACAGGAGAGCUGGUGAUAGAGGAGCUGCUGCAGAGGGGUCAGAUGACAAUGAGCAGUGUAGUGAGGACCGUCGCAGACCGGCUCACUCAGAACAUGGAGGAUGGCCAGAGUAUGGACUACAGUGAGGUGACAAAUGCGUUCUCCAGUUUGGUGGAGACACAUUUCGUGCAGCGCUGCCCCCCUGUGGAUAGUUCAGGAGAGACAACCAGUUCUGACUCUUCUUCCACAACCACACAGACUUCUCAACCAGAGAGCAAUUCAGACUGUUAUAAAAUACCCCAGGUUCACCUAACCGGUCGAGGUAAACGCAGGCGAUCAAGUGAGGAUGGAGAGACAGAUAACAGAAGUGCAAAAAAAGCCAAACUGGAAAAAUCUGAGGUCUUUGGUGAUGAGGGGAUCUGUUGGCAGGUGAAUUUUGAACGGUUUCACUUGCACUUCCGACAUCAGGCCAUCAUCGGUGCUGUGGCUUCAAAACUGGACCAGACUAGCAGUGAGAUAGUCCGGACCAUGUUGCGGAUGAGUGAAGUGACAACACCAGCUAAUGCUGCCCAAACACAGGCCCUGUCAGCUAAUGAGAUUUUCAGAGCUCUCCCUUCCAGUUACAACAUUGGCAGACCCAUAUUAGACCAAUAUCUCACUCUACUGGUGGAUGAUCCGAUGGAGUUUGUGGCUAAAACUGGUGACAGUGGAGGAGGAAUGUACGUUGUCAAUCUUCACAGAGCCUUGGCUAACUUAGCCAGAGCUACGUUAGAGUCUGUGGUCCAAGAGCGAUUUGGUUCACGAUCCGCCAGAAUCUUUCGCCUGUUAUUGCGUAAGCGCCAUUUAGAGCAGAAGCAGGUUGAGGACUUUGCAAUGAUUCCAGCGAAGGAGGCUAAAGACAUGCUGUACACUCUGCUCUCUGAAAACCUGGUCCAGCUACAGGAAAUUCCCAAAACCCCUGACCAUGCCCCAUCACGCACCUUUUAUCUGUACACAGUUAACCAGCUGCCCACAGCAAGACUUCUGCUGCAGAACUGCUAUAAGGCGGUGGGUAACCUGAUAGAAAGAAGACUGUUUGAGACCAAAGAAAACAAGCGUCAUUUGGAGAAGUCUCAGCGUAUAGAAGCGAUCCUGGCGUCUCUGCAGGCCACCGGGGCAGAGCAGGCUCAGCUGGCCGAGGUGGAGGAGAUGAUCACCGCACCAGAAAGACAGCAGCUUGAGGCUCUGCGCCAUCACAUUAACAAGUUGGACUCGAGCGAGAAUCAGGUGGACGAGACGAUAUUCCUUCUAGAGUCUUACAUUAACUCAGCCACACGAUAAUACAUCAGUGGAAGUUUUAAUUAUGGUUUACUUUCUUAAAUAGUUUGGCUUUGUGACUGUGUGUGUAUGUGCAGAAAUACAAACGUACAUUUUCCCUGCUCUGUUUUUUCAGCACUUGUAUUUGUUUCGGGAGUUAUUUAAGAAGUCAUGGACAGUACAGAAUUUCAGCCAUGAUGGUUUGUAGUGCCUUGGUAGAUGUAUUUGUUUUACCCGUUGUAUUAGUUGUUUUAAUUUCUUUGAGUCAUUUAGAAAUGCAGGGUACUGGAACAGAAUAUAAAUUAUAUGAUAAUAAAGUACUUUCUUAAAAACAA